Molecule: messenger RNA, 1995 nt
Organism: Branchiostoma belcheri (Belcher's lancelet)
Lineage: Eukaryota; Metazoa; Chordata; Leptocardii; Amphioxiformes; Branchiostomatidae
Product: tripartite motif-containing protein 3-like
Exons: 3
Coding region: 1-1917 (638 amino acids)
Biological process (GO): protein polyubiquitination; proteasome-mediated ubiquitin-dependent protein catabolic process; negative regulation of translation
Molecular function (GO): ubiquitin protein ligase activity; translation repressor activity; protein binding
Source: RefSeq, a predicted model, not a curated record
AUGGCUGAAGGUGUGGACAGGGACAGUCUUCAGGACUCCCUGGCACAGAACGAAUCUGCACAACCGUUCUGGGAUAACUUCUUCCCGACAACGACUGCUGAUACAACAACGGUACAACCUUCCAUGCAGGUCUGGGGGCACCUGAGGAUCAGUAACCCCUGGCUUCCAGUCCGCUCGAGGAUCGGAGCUUUCUACGCAGCCAACAAGGAACAAACCAUGAUGGCGAUUCACAGGGCUAUAGAGCGCAGAGACCCGUUCAACCCUGACCAGCCAGCCGACCCACAGGUGAUAGUAGAGUUAGAAGGAGCGUCCCUCCUGGUCCCAGUUAUUUUCCACUCCCAGCUUGGCCACGACUACUUCACCUCCAUCCUGAACGGCCCCUUCCUCAAGUCAUGUCUCAAGACAGAGCUGGAGAGAGUCGGCUACAAGGAGCCCAUCUUAGUCACCGCCGAGAAGCAAGGCUUCUCCAACACAUCGUCUUCAAGUCUCGACGAAGAAGUUAAGGACGUCUUGGAGAAAAUGCGACAAGCGACCACACAGCUCUCGGAGCAAUCCAAAUGUCCUCAAGCAGAGAGCAGGGAGACUGACGCGCAAACUUUCACGCCAAGGCAAGAAAGGACUCUGAUUGGUGGAAACGGUUCUGGGAAGAGUCCAUUCGAGUACCCGAGCGGGGUGGCAGUGUCAGAGGAAGGGGAGAUCUUUGUAGCCGACUGCUACAGUAAGAUGAUCCAGGUUUUCGGUGAAGACAGAGCGACAGAAUUCCUGACAACCAUCCACGGAGACGAGACAAUCGAACCGUCAGAUGUGGCUAUAGAUGGAGAGGGGAAACUGUGGGUUGUGGGGUACAGAAAUACGGCAGACUACGCCGUAAGAUACACCAAACAGGGGCAGAGACUUGCCAUGUUCAAGCUUCAAGUUGAGACCGAGUGGUUGCGAGGGAUUGCGGUGGAUGUAGAAAAAAAUCACAUCCUCGUAACACAAACCACAGGAGAGGAACCGAACCUACACGGAGAAGUGCUUGAGUUCAAACCAGAUGGGACUGCUGUGAGGACUGUAGGGGGACAGCAGGGGAUGAAGUACCCACGGUACAUCACUGUGGACGGGGAGGGCAGAAUCCUUGUCUCAGACUCCAACAGUAACUGUAUCUACGUCUACAAGAACGCACAGUUGCAGCUCAAGUUCGGAAACACCGGGAAGAAGAGAGAGAGAAGCGAAGGGAUGCUGGACAACCCUCGGGGCGUCUGUACGGACAGUUCGGGGAACAUCAUCGUGGCUGACAGCGGGAAUUGUCGCGUCAAGAUGUUCGACAAGCGGGGGCGGUUCCUCAAACAGGUUGCCACGGAGACGGCCAGGCCGCAGGUCGUCGCCAUGACGCCACAGGGUCAGCUGGUGGUGACGGACACAGAAGAAGACCUGGUCAUGGUCUUCGAUUCGCUGCUGGGUUCGAUGACAUGCGGUUCAGAGCGAUGCACGACGUGUGACCACUUGGAGGAGGGCGCCACCUUCAGUAGCCAUGCUACGGAGGAAUCCUUCCAAAUGAAAGACAGCAUGACUUGCCGAUCUACUUACGUCAUCUAUCUCCUCUCCUGCAGCAAGUGUGGGAUGCAGUUCGUGGGAGAAACUAAAGAGGAGCUUCGUACGAAAUUUAGCAGUCUUGUAGCCAGCAUCAACAACAACAAGACUUCGGCGCUGGCGAAGCAUUUCAACAGCGCGGGGCACUCGGUGAAAAACGUCCGCGUCCGUCCGAUCGUCCAGAUCGAGAGUCGCGAUGAUCAGUUGAGGAAAGACGAGGAAGCGUUUUGGAUCGAGACGUUACAGACCGAAGCUCCGGACGGGUUGAACCUUCCGAAGAAGGCUGAAGGCAAGAAAAAACUGAGCGACUUUCAGCGAAACUCUCCAUCAUUUCAUCUACCUUAGGAUAAUUGUUAUGAAAUAAAGACUAAGCUUUAACUUCCAACACUUAGAUACAGAAUUGGAACUUACCCAAAUUUUCGA